AUGGCUGGCUCGCUGCUGCGGUGGACUCUCUGGCCAUUGAUUGCCGCCAUAGUGGCCGCGUUCGCCGUCGCUUAUCGUCUCCAGCAGCCUCUCGUCGGCACGCAGCCCUCCAGCGCCACGACACCAUCGUCGGCCGGGGACACGUACUGCUACCAGGGCAUCACAACCCUCGACGAUGACAGGCCCGACGCCCGGUGCUUCUCUGUCGCUGAUGGCUCGUUCAGCCAUGUCUUGACCGACGACCAAGCAGCCGACCUCGAGCCUGCCCACGUCCACGCCAGCCCUGGAUAUGUGAUCCCCGGGCUCUGGGACGGCCACGGCCACUUGCUUCAAUACGGCGAGUUUCUCCACUCCGUCGACCUUUUUGGGUGUGAGUCUCUCGAGGAUAUUCGUACCAGGGUCAAGGAGUAUCUCAAUUCCAACCCAGAUGCCGGUUCCAAGGAUCACUGGCUCAGAGGUGUUGGGUGGGAUCAAACCGCCUUUGGCCGCAUGCCAACAGCUGCCGAUGUCGAGCAAGAUCCCCUCCUCAAGGGCAAGUUCUUGAUGCUCGACCGCAUCGACGUCCACUGCGUUUGGGUGUCCCAGUCCGUGCUGGACCUCCUCCCAUCAGAUCUUCCCGAGAUCCCCGGAGGCGAAAUCGUCCGUGACCCGGGCAUGGGCGUCUUCUGCGACAACGCCAUGGACUACAUCACGAGACUCUGGCCGAAGCCCUCCGACGAGUUCAAGGCCAGGACCGUCAAGACCGCCAUGGCCAAGCUCAACCAAGUCGGCCUCGUUGGCAUGCACGACGCGGGAGCAACACCCUCCACACAUCGUCUGUACCAGAAGCUGGCCAAGACCGACGACUGGACAGUCCGUGUCUACGGCAUGCUGGAAUGCGACAAGCGCAACUCCUUCUGCCCGGACGAAACGGCUCAGAUCCACGACCCCGACUUCAAGUUCACCGUCCGCAGCGUGAAGCUAUUCGGCGACGGGGCCCUCGGAAGCUGGGGAAGCGCCAUGCUCGACCCGUACACAGACCACCCCUGGACCUCGGGCUCCCUCCUCAUCAACGCCUCCGCCCUCACCCAGGUCGCCAAGUCCUGGGCCGCCGCCGGCUACCAGGUCAACAUCCACGCCAUAGGAGACCUCGCCAACCGCAACGCCGUCGACGCCGUCGAGGCCGCCCUCGAGCAGGAGUGCCCCGAGCACGCCGGCAACCUCGCCCGCUGCCAGUCCCUCCGCCGCUUCCGCAUCGAGCACGCCCAGAUCAUCCACCCGGACGACCAGGACCGCAUCCUCGCCCUCGGCAUCAUCCCCUCCAUCCAGCCCACCCACGCCACCUCGGACUUCAAGUACGCCCAGGACCGCCUGGGGCCCGACCGCCUCCGCUCCUCAGCCUACCGCAUGAGGUCCCUCCUCCCCGCCCGCCCGUCCCUCGGCUCCGACUUCCCCGUCGAGCCCCCCAACCCCUUCGAGGGCAUCUACGCCGCCGUCACCCGCAGGAACCCUCACACGGGCAAGGGCCCCAACGCCGCCGACCCGGAUCUGGGUUUCCUCCCCGACGAGAUCCUGUCACUGAGGGAGACCCUCCUGGGGUUCACCCGCAGCCCGGCCUACGCCGCCUUCCUCGAGGCCAAGGCCGGCGUGAUCCGCGAGGGUGCUUUUGCCGAUUGGGUCGUUCUGGACGAGCCGCUGGAUCGGCUCUCCUUUGAAGACCUGCGCACUCUCAAGGUCAAGGAGACCUGGGUUGCGGGCAGGCGUGUCUACUCCCGUGAUGAUACCAAUCUGCCCUGA
Messenger RNA from Clonostachys rhizophaga, 1776 nucleotides. The record is from the annotation of a GenBank genome assembly. NCBI's taxonomy places the organism in Eukaryota, Fungi, Ascomycota, Sordariomycetes, Hypocreales, Bionectriaceae.